CACACGGUGUUUGUGAUUGGCGGAAGAUACAUAAAAGAUGAGUAUCUGUGAAACCAUAGCGAGAUCUAUGAAUGCCGUUCCCUCGCAGGAGAGGGCACACCGGUUUCCACAGCAGGUGGAGAACAGACAUGAAGAUGCUGCUCGUUGUCGUGCUCCUCUCGCUCGUCUCACCGGGGCUGUCACUGAUGUGCUACGUGUGCAGUUCUUCUGCCACCAAUGAGGAAUGCAACAACAACAACACCACCCAGGUGUGUCAGCCGCCCCAGGACAUAUGCAUGACUAUCGUCGACACUUCAGGCAAUGCAAAGGUUAUUUCAAAGUUGUGUUCCAGUGAGGCCACGUGCUUAGGAGCUGCCUCGAGCUCCUCAGUCGACGCGAACGGAAACGGAAACAGCGUCAACUGCUGCAACUUUAACACGUGCAACUUCAGUGGAGCCGAGUCCAUUCACAUACACACAGUCCUGCUGCUAUUGUCCGGCGGUGUAUUAUUACUGUUGUCACACUGAGAUUCGUGGGAUACAUCAAUCCUGUCAAAAGCUGU
Messenger RNA from Cyclopterus lumpus (lumpfish), 541 nucleotides. Its product is annotated as prostate stem cell antigen-like. The record is from RefSeq and is a predicted model, not a curated record. NCBI's taxonomy places the organism in Eukaryota, Metazoa, Chordata, Actinopteri, Perciformes, Cyclopteridae. Bases 72 to 506 code for a protein of 144 amino acids. The transcript has 3 exons.